Oncorhynchus mykiss (rainbow trout) is the source of this 4037-nucleotide messenger RNA. RefSeq names its product ubiquitin carboxyl-terminal hydrolase MINDY-1. Gene Ontology annotation, molecular function: cysteine-type carboxypeptidase activity; cysteine-type deubiquitinase activity; K48-linked deubiquitinase activity. Gene Ontology annotation, biological process: protein K48-linked deubiquitination. Lineage: Eukaryota; Metazoa; Chordata; Actinopteri; Salmoniformes; Salmonidae. Gene Ontology annotation, cellular component: cytosol; cell periphery. The record is from RefSeq and is a predicted model, not a curated record.
AGCUUGGUGCAUGACAUCUACAAAGGAGUUUCCCCCCUGUGGUUAAUGCAGCUCGUGACGUCAUUGUUUACAGACUGGUCACAGAUAUACAAAUAUUUUGCUGUGGUAGUACAAGAGGAAGUGAAGUGGAGGAAGCGAAUUCAAGAUAGCGAACGAGGAGACAGUGGAAUGUAAAUAGUAUGGCUGUCAGCCAGCGAAGCUCGUUAAACGUUUUCUGUUGAUUGGACCAACAACAGUCUAAAUUUCACUACUUUUUUGUUGUUGUUGUUGCCAUUCACGCAGUCAACUGGCUUCGUGGUAUGGUACAAUUUUUUAAAAGAAUAUGGUUACUCGAAUUCACCAGCUGAUAUUUUCAGACGAAGCUAAGAAGUCAACCAUACCGCAUUUGAUAUCCUAGAAACAUACUGAGUCAUCCAUGUCACGAGGCAAGGGACAAGCUUGACCAGCUCCAUCUCCCUUAUCACUUGUCCAUCUCUCUGGUGUAUUCCAUUGUAUAGUCAGGAAAAGCACAACUUUUAUAACCAGAUAAGUUGUGCCUCCCCCAAAAAUAACUAUGCUCUAGUUUGCAGCUGUAGCUGCAAUGGACAGAGGCAGUGCUGAAAAUUAUCUGUAAGAUAAUUGUACUUUUGUUAAGGUUAAAUUUCUAUAUAUAUAUAUAUAUAUAUUGUGUAAAGAUCUUUUGUUAGAGGAAAUCUUGUAGAGUUUUGUGAAAUCCACUCUGUCUUACAGUCUGAAUGACAUAAAACCGACAGAGUGACUGUGGUCUCUGCUGUAGCCGUCCAUCAACCCUGUUUUGCAAACUAAGGACACUGUUACUCAGGAAUACCAGGGAACUGAUUGUCGAGUAGAUUUCCCUCAAGAUUCACCUAGAAGGUCACUGCCAACUUUUAAAGCCUUGAAUAUUCUUAAUGUAAAGGGCUGAGUUUGUUUUUCUAUGCUUAUACAGCCUAAGCCUGAAGUAGUCUUUACCGACGACUUGGCCUUAUUUUCUAUUGAUUAAGUGCUACAUUGAACAUUACCCGGCUAUGGCGGAUUCUGGCACUGAGAUAGUCGGAGGAGAUCUCCUGAGCGUUGUCAAAGAUGACUGCUCUCUGACAGCCAUUUCUGAGGAGGGUGGCCAUGCAGCAGGGUCCUCUGUGGCUAAAGAAAGCCACAAAGCAGAGCCCUUGGACCGUGAAGAUUCCACCAAAGUCCCAUCAGUCAAGACCCCAAUUUUGGAAGCAGAAGGUUCUGACAAACACAGUGGAACCGCACUCACGCCAGCAGUCAUGUCUGAAAACGGCACAACAGAAGACGCUCAAUCCACCCCGCAGAGCCAAACUCUGACCGAAGUGAACGGGGAGAGCUCAGAGGCCAUGUUUGGAAGGUCGGACGAGAAUAGCCAGUCGGCUACAAGCGACUCUCCCUCCUUCUCCAUCCGCAGCCUGGAGUUCUUCGAGGGCAACACCGGGAAUGACGAGCCAUUGUCGUCCUACUCUGCCCUGGGCGACGAGGGCCGCUCCCCCUCUGCUGAAGUCCCCGGCCUGGCCACUGACGUCCUGGCUGCCGCAGCCACGGGAGGGGCCACCGCCGCCCCAGAGCCCAUGACGCCGGCCUACUACUUUGUGAAAUGGAUCACCUGGAAGGAGAAGAAGACACCCAUCAUCACGCAGAGUGAGAACGGGCCCUGUCCCCUGCUGGCCAUCAUGAACACCCUGUUUCUGCGCUGGAAGGCCAAGCUACCCGCCCAGACAGAAGUAGUCACCACAGAGGACCUGAUGGCUCACCUUGGAGAGUGCGUAUUGUCCAUCAAACCCAGGGAGAAGGCUGAGGGAAUGGAGCUCAACUUUCAGCAGAACAUGAGCGAUGCCAUGGCAGUUCUGCCAAAGCUGUCCACGGGCCUUGACGUCAACGUGCGCUUCACAGGCGUGUCGGACUUUGAGUACACACCAGAGUGUAUCGCCUUUGACCUGCUGGACAUCCCGCUCUACCAUGGCUGGCUGGUGGACCCUCAGAGCCCUGAGAUGGUGGCAGCGGUGGGAAAGCUAAGCUACAACCAGCUGGUAGAGAAGAUCAUCGGCUACAAGCAUUCGGAAGACAGCAGCCGUGUCAGUGAAGGUUUGGUGGCAGAGCAGUUUCUGGAGUGCACAGCGACCCAGCUAUCGUACCACGGACUUUGUGAGCUCAACACUAAAGUCAAGGAGGGCGAGCUGUCCGUAUUCUUCAGAAACAACCACUUUAGCACCAUGAUAAAGCACAAGGGCCACCUGUACCUGCUGGUGACAGACCAGGGCUUCCUGCAGGAGGAGGGGCUAGUGUGGGAGAGCCUACACAACGUGGAGGGCGACGGCAACUUCUGCAACUCAGACUUCCGCCUGUGCCACCCGCCCCAGAGGAGCGUCCUCGUGACACAGCCCGACAGUCUCACGCCCCAGCAGCAGCAGAGACAGAUCGACCAGGACUACCUAGUGGCCAUGUCUCUGCAGCAGCAGCAGCAGGGGGUGGCCCCGGGGCCCCUCAGUGACCUGGACCUGGCCAGACGGCUGCAGGAGGAGGAGUACCAGAAGCAGCAGCAGCAGCAGCAACAAGGUCCCUCCCAGGCCCCAGCACAGCAGGUGAGACGUCAACUGGCAGCCAAGCCGGGAGGUCAGAGGAGACGGGAGAAAAAGGAUGAUUCCGACUGUGCCAUAUUAUAGCGACACCUAAACUUACCCUAUUCCCCCAUGAGCCUGCACUUCAUUGCAUUAAGCCAACCCCUAACACAUACACACACACAGUUAGGGGAUUGUGCCCCUGCCAUCUCAAUGCCAAACUCACCCUUCACACUAAACCUCGAGGUUGUACCUCCCCAUCUCUCACCCUUGUUCUUCUUUGAACAUCCAGGCCAGAAGGUGGCAGUACUAGUCCCGCUUUGCUAGACCCUCAGAACAGAAUCUAAACGUGAAUUGAGGCUGCAGAGAGGAAAUCCAAUGCAGUUGGUUGGUUACAGCAGCUGAGAAUCAUCCAAGACACGUCACAACCCAGGUAGAGUCACACAUCAGGGGUCGUCUUCUAGUCAGCUAUCACUGCCCCUCUUGAGAAAUAUGAGCGAAGUUUGUAACUGCGGUCUGGUUUGGUUUCUAUGGCAACGAGGCAGACAGUGGUCUGAUUUUGUAAGCUAAGGAGACAGAAAGUGAAGGUCUAAAUUAAAGGGAAGUCACUACAGCUCUGACCAACUGAUGCAUCUUAAUGGAUGAUGCAACUUUUGAAAUUGCAAAAAAAAAAAAGUUAAAUUAAGAGCACUCUGCUACCUUCUCGCCCUAGAAAGAUCUGUUUUUAAGCAAACUGUAGGGUAGUUGUCAUCUGACUCAUUUAAGCCAUGAUGGAAACUCGAGUACAUUCCUGUCCUAUACAGAACAAUGCACAAUUAUGCCUGGGUCGAGAAGCGGACUCUGCAAGCCCGACGAACGAACGAAGAGAUGGCCGUUUUCCCCAAAGUUCUAUCUGCUAGAGUAAGCAUGGGCUUUUCUUUCCCUGUCAUAUAGUGUACUAUGCUGUAGUUAGUAGCAGGGAGGAAUUAUGCAGAAGUAGAAUGGUAUGGGCAGUGAAGGGGAUCUGCUGGAGCAUCUUUUGUGGAUGACUUUUGAGAUCAUUGGAGGGUUAAAGAUGACUAUAUGGGAAUAAGAAUCGCAUUAAAGGUCCAAUGCAGCUGUUUUUAUCUACAUUUUAAAUAAUUGAAAGGUAAGAAUUUUAAAUGGUCAAAAAUAAUCAAAUAGCUUCUUAGGAAAGAGCAAUUUCUGGAGCAAGAAUUUUGAUAGGACCGUCUAUCUGCGAGUGUUCUGAGUGGGGAGGGGAAACCUGAAAAUUAGCUGAGAGGUUUGGAACUCUUUCUUAUUGGUCUAUUAACCCAUUUCAGGUAGGCCCAAAUGUCAUCCCAAAACCACGGGCUAACAUUUCUGAAUUUAACAGUAUUAUUCCAACAUCAGUGUGGAAAUAUAUAUACUGAACAAAAAUAUAAAGCAACAAUUUCAAUCAUUUUAAAGAGUUACAGUUCAUGUAAUGAAAUCAGUCAAUUGAAA